CGAACGAGAUUAAAAAGGUUCCUUUCGCAACUCGAACCAAUUUUUGAAGAAGAAUCAUACGGAGGAUCAUACUUUUUAAGUCGUAUUUUGAUAAAAUAAUUACAAAAUGUCGCUUUAUCCAUCUCUUGAAGACAUGAAAGUGGAACAAAUGGCCCGGGCACAGGCACAACAAAUGCAAGCACAGCACCAGGCAGUUGGAUAUACGCCUGCGUCUGCACCAGCACCUGGACAAGCAGCACCAGCACCAUCGGGAUAUAGUGGCCUAUACCCAUCAUUAACUGACUACAUGGGAAUUGACGUGUCAGAGGAAGCUGUGAGGCAACAUGUUCCUGAUUAUUCGACAGCUGUUGUACCUAGUGCUGGAGGUGCUCUUGUACCACAAGCAGGAAAUGUUGUUGCCCCAGUGUCUGGACCCCACAACCUUGGUAUUCGCAGGGCAGAAAUUAAAGGAGGUGUGCGCGAGGUUAUCCUUUGCAAAGACAACAAUGGAAAACUUGGACUAAGAGUGCGUGCUGUCAACAAGGGCAUAUUUGUGGCAUUCGUACAUGCCAAUUCUCCUGCUGCCUUGGGUGGAUUGAGGUUUGGUGAUCAGAUUUUACAGAUUGAUGGGGAAAACAUGGCUGGAUUUGACACAGACAAAGCAAUGAGUAGACUGAAGAAUGCUUCUCCACAGAGAGUUGUUUUUGCCGUAAGAGACAGGCCAUUUGAGCGAACGAUCGUUCUUCAGAAAGACAGCACUGGCCAUGUUGGGUUUGUGUAUAAAGAUGGAAAAAUAACGAAGAUUGCAAAGGACUCCUCUGCUGCCAGGAAUGGCUUGUUAACUGAGCAUCACAUUGUUGAAGUUAAUGGACAGAAUGUUGUUGGACUGAAAGAUUCAGAGACCAAGAAGAUCUUGGAGAAUGCAGACAGGACUAUAACCUUGACAAUUGUACCUUCAUUUAUUUGUGAACACAUAAUGAAAUGCAUGGCAUCAAGCCUGGUGAAGAAGAGCAUGGACCACUCCAUUCCUGAAGUUUAACUCAACCACAAAAAAUAUUCCUGAUCUAUAUCUGGUAGCUUUCUUCACAAAAAUAGUUAAAUUAUCAGACAAAUAUUAGACACACAUUUAUGUUAUCAAAAAUCUGUUUUUAACUACUGGUUUUCAUCUCAAAGAUGUUACAUUGUAUGCCUACAUUUCUGCAUGAGGAUUCUGCUGCAGUUUUAAUUAUAAUAAUGGUCUAAUAUAAAAAUAGUCUUGAGUACAGUACAGUACAUCUCAAAAUUUAUAAUUAAAUUCAUAGAGCAGUUCCUAUGGUGUUAUGUUGAUGAAAAUGCUAAGAGCUUUGACAAAAACAGUAAUUUUUAUAGCAAUCAUAAUAAACACUCACUUGUAAUUAUUGUGAUCUUUUUAGAGGUUUUGUUAUCGAACAGCACUGUCAGUGGAAGGUUAAAAUUGCUUAUGGAAAGAAUCACGAGAUAAAAUUUAACAUUUGAGCUACAAAAUAUUAAUUUAAUACAAAUAGCAAUGAUUUCUUUUAGCAAAGUAAUAAGCAUAUAUCAAAAAAAAUGUAAAUAAAGGAGUUUGAUUUUGCAUAAA
Molecule: messenger RNA, 1576 nt
Organism: Actinia tenebrosa (Australian red waratah sea anemone)
Lineage: Eukaryota; Metazoa; Cnidaria; Anthozoa; Actiniaria; Actiniidae
Product: syntenin-1
Cellular component (GO): cytoplasm; plasma membrane
Molecular function (GO): protein binding
Source: RefSeq, a predicted model, not a curated record